Messenger RNA from Brassica rapa (field mustard), 1200 nucleotides. RefSeq names its product putative FBD-associated F-box protein At3g50710. Gene Ontology annotation, molecular function: protein binding. The record is from RefSeq and is a predicted model, not a curated record. NCBI's taxonomy places the organism in Eukaryota, Viridiplantae, Streptophyta, Magnoliopsida, Brassicales, Brassicaceae.
AUGGGAUCGAUUGAUGUUUCGUUUUUCUACGGUGAAGAUCCGGAGAGGUGGGUUGAGUGGAUCGACCCAUUCGUUGCAACUCACAGCUUCACCGAUUUCGAAACAAGACUUGUUGCGUAUGGGUUCAUUGAAAGUGAUGUUAUGUCGUGGUCUUCCUUAGGGUUCCUAUAUAUGGACAAGAUUAGUUCACUGUCGGAUGAUCUGCUGUUAAAGAUUCUCUCAUCGCUUCGUACCAAAGAUGUCCUUUCAACAAUGUUUCUCUCCAAACGAUGGAAGUUUCUUUGGACCAUGGUUCCAAAACUCGAUUUUGCACAUGUGGUCGGGAUUCGAAACCAGCUGGCGGUAGCGGUCUUGAAACUUUAUAAAUCGAUUCUUGUGUAUGUUCCUGAUGAUCUCGUGGUCUCGCUUUCUUCUCUCAAAACAUUGCACCUUCUGUGUGUGGAGUAUGAAAACGAAGAAUCGCACCGCAGGCUUUUAAGGGGUUGUCCUGUUCUGGAGGAGUUGGUUGUGGACAAAACUGAUAACUGGAGUGUGCGGUCAUCCUCUGUUGUAGUGCCUUCCUUGGAGAGAUUAUCUUUGAACUACGUAGAUAUCAUUGACUAUGGUCAUUUGUGUUUGAGUGAAGAUAUGCCCGAGUUGGUGGAGGCACAUGUUAAACUUGUUUGCAAAAAUCAUGAGAAGCUCAUGAGGUCUCUUACAGCAGUCAAACGCCUCUCUUUAUGUUUGUUUAAUCAUUCAAUGGUUCAGCAUCGCAUUGGAUUCGAUCAGCUUGUUCACCUAGAGCUAUGUGGAUGCAGCCCAAAGUGGUGGGAUCUACUUACUUGGAUUCUCAAAAGUUCUCCUAAACUACAAGUUCUCAAGCUCAACCAGGAGGAGUGCUUUUGUUCUGUAAAGCCUAUUGAACGUUGGUGGGAAGAGCUGAAUACCUGUCCCAUAAAGCCUAUGGAAGGACGUUGGGGACAGCUAAGUUCCGUUCCUGAAUGCUUGACGUUUCAUCUCAAUACUUUUGAAUGGAAUUAUUACAAUGGAAGACGGGAAGAGAAGAAACUGGUGGCUUAUAUCCUAAGAACCGCCAAACGGUUAAAAAUUGCAGAGAUCUCUGCAUGGGAUUUGGAUCCAGAAGAGGAAUCUCAGAUACUCAAGGAGGUGGCUUCUUUGCAUAGGGCUUCAAAGUCAUGUAAGCUUUUGUUGGGUUCUUAA